AUGGCGGAACAGCUGCCGCCCUGCCCCGAGGAGAGGGCCCCCGACGGGACUCCGGAGGAGCCGAGGGUGAGUGACUUCGCCGCCGCAGUCCCAGCCGUGCUGUGGAACCACCCGUCCCUCUCUGCGCCUUUCUGGAGCGGGGUCUCGCCGGGAAAGGGGCUGGAAAAGGGGCAGCGUGUGGGAGGGGAAGGCGCGUCUCCCUGCGAGACCCCUCUCUUCCAGAAUUGGCUAUGGCUUCUUCUCACCCGUCARAACGGGGGCAAUGACUACAUCCCAUGCGCUGAAAAKUUAUGUCCCGAAGACAAGACGGUUACAAGUUCUCCCAAAGAGUUACUCAGGCCCGUUACUCCGAGUGUUGUGCGAAAGUUUCGAAAUACAACAGAUCCAGCUCCUGGUGCUAAAAUAAUAUUCUAUGGCACAGCAAAUGAUCCCGACAUUGCAAGUCACUUGACRCAUGGCAUAAAGACAACCUCYRAAAUCACUGCAGCUUCAUUGAUAAAUCCAGCUAAUAAAAGUGAAUUUCAAGAAAAGAUGCAAAGCAUGAAAGAAGCAAUUUACUCCAGUCAUCGUGAAGCACCUUUGGGUAGAUCACAUGAUCAAUCUUCCAGGUUACCUGAGGGCUUGGAUAUAAUUAAUACUACAUUUGGAAUGAAAGUCUUGAAAGAUAUAUCAGCUGGUGAGGUGGUAAAUCCACCAAAAACCUCCGAGGAAGUGGAUAAAGAAGCGAGAGAAGCACAUGAUUUGUAUGUUCUGUCACAUGAAGAUUAUUACGUGGGGGAACCAGUCAAUAGGAAGUAUAACUCACACUUCAACAAGUCUUAUGUUUAUGGAAAGGAAACCCCUCACUUUGCAGAUGGGCGAAAUGCAGCCAACAGCUUAAAUUGGGUCUUGGACCUGGAUUCGAAGAGAGCACCACACCUUGUGUCAAAACGAAGUGAUGAUUUCAAGGAAAAAUACCAGCCUUUGGUUGGAAAACCUUUUGAUCCUAUAGCAGACACUAUGAAUGUWCCCCCAGACCAUACAUUUGGAUUGAUGAUCCCUCAUGAUGAAUACGAUGUUAAUGAUCUUCUUCAUGUCCGGGUUCCGUGUGAAUUCCUCCGUGGGAAGGACAGAGUUAUUUUGACUGCAGUUCGGCAAAACUUGAAGAAAGCUAACUAUGAGAAUUUUGAUGUGUUACUGGCAGCAUUAAGACAUUUUGAURAGAAUGGUGAUGGAAUUAUACACAAAGACAACCUACGAAAGAUCUUUUUUCAGCUGAAUGUGAAUCUAGAUGAUGAGCUCCUGGAUUGCUUAAUUGACUGUUGUGAUUUGCAUAAGGAUGGUCUGAUUAAUUACCGAGACUUUAUAAACUUUCUGAACUGGAAAGAUAAAAUGGGUGUUAAAGAGUUUGAAGAAAAAAUAAUUAGAAAAGGGAAAAAUUUAGAUGCCUAUCUUCCUGAAGACACAACGAAAGAUGAUGAACCACUGGUGAAGCAGGAGCAUCUCAUAUUAAAAGAACCAGGAAGCUCAGAAAAGACACCAAAACCACUUCCAAGAUCAACAGGCCGUAUUUAUGAAAAUUAUCAAACAACAUCUUCUCAGUAUAGUGCUGCAGUAGAUGGUAUCCCAGGAUCCUGUUAUCCAUUGUGUGGUAUGCCAAGUAUUCGUUCAGAUAUUCCUGUUCCUCGAGUUCGCCGCCUCAGUGACACAACUAACUAUGGUGACCAGGGCACUGGUUUUGCAGUAUUGUUCCCAUCUGUCUUCGGUCAAAGGGGAGUGUAUGAGAGAGAUCUUUUAAAAAAGAGACCAAAGGCAGAGAUUAAAGAAGUGCUCCACAAUAUUGGCAUGAAUGUUGCAGAUGAAAGGUUUGAAGAACUAUGGAAGCAAGUGUGUACAAAACAUGAGAUAAAAGAGCUUUGUGAUUGUGAAGAAAGUAUAUGGAAUAUACUGAAUAUGAUACAUGAAUCACACAUAAAAUUCUAGUCUCUGAU
Malurus melanocephalus (red-backed fairy wren) is the source of this 1970-nucleotide messenger RNA. It is a transcript of the gene EFHB, whose product is annotated as EF-hand domain family member B. Lineage: Eukaryota; Metazoa; Chordata; Aves; Passeriformes; Maluridae. Gene Ontology annotation, molecular function: calcium ion binding. The coding region runs from base 1 to 1962 and encodes 653 amino acids. The transcript is spliced from 13 exons. The record is from RefSeq and is a predicted model, not a curated record.